UCCACCACAUCAUCCACCACCAAAAUAACGGCCAAGAUGACUGACACUCAGGACAGCCAGAAGAUGCUGCAAGCCAGGAUCGCUGAGCUGGAGAAGGAAACACAGGCAGCAGAAUCGCAUCCAUGGAUGAAGGAGCUCAAGGAGUUUAGGCAGAUCAUGCAAUCGCCUGCCACAGGUCUCAACGAUCGUGAAAAGGCAGCCGUCCAACGCUACACAGCUCUGAAACAGGAGAACGGGUCGCUGAAGAAGCAAGUGCUAGACCUGUCGACGCAACUGCAGCAGGUGCAAGCGGAGAAUGCUGUGCUUGAGCACAAAGUGGCGCAGCUCAAUGGCUUGAGUCGGCGACUCGCAGAGCAGCGAACCGUCAUCGAGAAACAAGCCGAAGCGAUGGUGAAACAAGAAGAGGCAAAGCGGGCAGAGCUCACACAAAAGUUCCAGGCGUCGCUCGCCGACAUCUCCGCCCGUGUGGAGGAGAGCAGCAAAGAGCAGAAACAGCGCGACGAAUACCACCAAGCGAUGCAAGCGAAGAUUGACGCCUUUGUCAAGCAGUCGGAGAUUCGGGAGGAGCAAGUCGCAAAGUUGCUCAAGACGAAGGAGCUUGAGAAACAGCUUGCCGAAGCAAAACUGCAGCAGGAGCUUGAGAACAAGAAAGUGUUACAGCAGCAGUUGGCAGUGCAAGGAAAGGCGAUUGAUGAAUACAAAGCGUCCAGUCAAAGCCUCUUCGACGAGUUCAAGAAGUUGAGUGAUCAAGCGACAGCACAGCAGAAGGAGCUGCAGAAGCAGCGCAAGGCGGCUGGGCGCAUGAAGCAGCUUGAGAAGGAGAUGGGUGAGUGGCGGAAUGCGUUUGAGCGGCUGAACAAGCAGUGCACCGCUUUCAAGGACGCGCACGACAAGCAGCAGGAGCUCUCCGGUCUGCUCAAGGACAAGUUGACGUCGACUGUCGCCGAGCGCAACAAACUGCUGGAGGAGGUUGCGUCUCUCAAGAAACUGACGCGUGCGCUCAGCGGUUCGUGCAAGGAGGUGCAGAGCCAGCGGGCGGAACUGGAGGCCGAAGUUGCCGCGCUCAAGCAGCAGCUGCACCUGCGUGAUGGCGGUGAUGAUGAUGGUGGUGAUGGUGAUGGUGAUGGGACGAAGAAUGGCGAUGAUGAUGGUGAUGAUGGUGAUGGCAGCAAAGGUGAGGAGGAAGAAGCGAACAAAGUCAGUGAUGGGGAAAAGGAGGGCAGCGAGACUGCUGCUGAUUAAGAAGUUAGAUGCACACCCGCGCUCCCUCGUUCAUGACAGGGGUUGCUGGCAAGCGCUGCUGCUGUUCGUGUUGUCGGUGGGGUUGUUCGUAUGUGUGAGUGUGUGACACGCUCGCAUGCUUUGGCCUUUGAUUGGGACAUGGCGUGUCUCUGUCUGUGGGAGGAUUUUUACAGAGCGAUUGUGAGAGUCACACACCCGUACAUGCAAGACCAAGCGAUAAACAAAAAAGCCACAA
Molecule: messenger RNA, 1477 nt
Organism: Salpingoeca rosetta
Lineage: Eukaryota; Choanoflagellata; Craspedida; Salpingoecidae
Exons: 14
Coding region: 37-1242 (401 amino acids)
Molecular function (GO): syntaxin binding
Source: RefSeq, a predicted model, not a curated record